This is a messenger RNA of Rhinocladiella mackenziei CBS 650.93, 1272 nucleotides long. RefSeq lists its product as uncharacterized. The record is from RefSeq and is a predicted model, not a curated record. The transcript has a single exon. The coding region runs from base 1 to 1272 and encodes 423 amino acids. Lineage: Eukaryota; Fungi; Ascomycota; Eurotiomycetes; Chaetothyriales; Herpotrichiellaceae.
AUGUCUCAACGUGUCAAUAUCACAGAUAUCAUCAUCACGCCAGUGGCAUUCCAUGAUAUGCCACUGUUGAAUAGUGUGGGUGUGCAUGAACCAUUUGCAUUACGCAGCAUUAUCGAGGUCGUCACGGAUGAUACUUACGGGCUGGGCGAAUCGUACGGAGACUCAACCCACCUGGGUCGUCUGCGAAGAGCAGCCGAACAAAUCAAAGGCCUCUCAGUGUACGAUACAAAUUCCAUAUACCAAAUAUGUGUCGACUCUCUAGCAGGCGACAUCGGUACUGGUGGUGAUGGUAUGGCCGGCAUGGUCACCACCGCAUCUGUUGCUGAUAAAGUCUUCUCCCCCUUUGAGGUUGCAUGUCUCGAUAUACAGGGCAAGCUGGCAGGUGUACCCGUGAGCGAUUUGCUCGGUGGCCGUGUGAGAGACAAUGUCCAGUACUCAGCAUACCUCUUCUACAAGUGGGGAGGACAUCCAGGUGAGGCAGACGAUGAAUAUGGCCCAGCACUUGAUCCAGCUGGUGUGGUGAAACAAGCGCAGAAGAUCAUCGACGAAUAUGGCUUCAAGGCGAUCAAGCUCAAGGGUGGGGUUUUCCCGCCCGCUCAGGAGGUCGAAGCAAUCAAAGCAUUGCAUGCCGCAUUUCCUCGUGUGCCACUGAGGCUUGAUCCCAAUGCUGCGUGGACCAUUGAGACCUCGAAAUGGGUUGCCAAGGAGUUGGAAGGCAUUGUCGAGUACUUGGAGGAUCCGGCCCCAGAAAUCGAAGGCAUGGCCGCUGUGGCCAAGAAUGCCCCGAUGCCCCUAGCUACGAACAUGGCCGUGGUCGCUUUCGACCACCUCCCUCCUGCCAUAUUGCAGAAUGCUGUCCAGGUGAUUCUAUCCGAUCAUCACUUCUGGGGCGGCCUGCGCAGGUCUCAGACACUGGCGGCCAUCUGUGCGAUCUGGGGCAUGCGGCUUUCGAUGCAUUCGAACAGCCACUUAGGUAUCUCGCUCGCUGCCAUGACGCAUCUGGCGUCUGCCACUCGUAAUCUUGACUACGCUUGCGACACCCAUUGGCCGUGGAAACGUCGCGAUGAGGAUGUCAUUGUCGAUGGAGCUCUGAAGUGGGUCGACGGUGGAGUGGUUGUGCCCACUACGCCCGGGAUAGGGGUCGAACUCGACAGAGAGAAAUUGGCACGACUUCACCAGCAGUAUCUUGACUGUGGGUUGCGAAAGCGGGAUGACACUGCCUACAUGAAAAAGUUCCAACCAGAAUUUUCCCCCCAAACUCCGAAGUGGUGA